AAGGAACUCUGUGCUCUGAAAUCCUGAGAACUGAACAGUGAGAGGCUGAGGUGGUGAGCUGCUGUGUCUGAAGUGAGAGGAGCUACUUUAUAAGCUGGAGAUCCUGAAUAAGCUACACAGUCUCAGCUGGAGAUACUGAAGAAGCAACACAGCCUCAGCCUGGACACUUUUCUAACUGUGUAUUUCAUUUGAUCCUGUUUUAAUAAGGAUUUUCAGAGUUUUAAUCCGUGCGUAAAAGCAGCGAGGACACACCGAGCACAUGGCUGCUAUCCGUAAGAAGCUGGUGGUGGUGGGGGACGGGGCGUGCGGUAAGACGUGUCUGCUCAUCGUCUUCAGCAAGGAUGAGUUCCCUGAGGUCUACGUGCCCACCGUCUUCGAGAACUACGUGGCUGACAUCGAGGUGGACAGCAAGCAGGUGGAGCUGGCGCUGUGGGACACGGCCGGCCAGGAGGACUACGACCGCCUGCGCCCCCUUUCCUAUCCGGACACGGACGUGAUCCUCAUGUGCUUCUCCGUGGACAGCCCGGACUCUCUGGAGAACAUCCCGGAGAAGUGGGUGCCUGAGGUCAAGCACUUCUGUCCCAACGUGCCCAUCAUCUUGGUGGCCAACAAGAAGGAUCUGCGCAACGACGAGAGCGUGCGCGGCGAGCUGGCGCGCAUGAAGCAGGAGCCGGUGCGCGCUGAGGACGGCCGCGCCAUGGCCGUGCGCAUCGGUGCCUACGACUACCUGGAGUGCUCGGCUAAGACCAAGGACGGCGUACGGGAGGUGUUUGAGACUGCCACGCGUGCUGCGCUCCAGAAGAGGUCCAGGCCGGCUGGUGGCUGCGCGAACUGCUGCAAGCUCUUGUGAACUCAUGUAAACUUCUGUGAAAUCAUGUGAGCUCCUGUACGAACUCCUACGAGAAGAGGACAUGGUUCCCCAGACAAGAAACGAAACAUGCUAAUGUGGGGCUCACUUAGGUGGAACAUGGUCUAGGUGGGUUCCAAUUGAGUUCCAGUUGGGUUCCAGGUCGGUUCUAAAUGGGCAUGGGCUCUGAGUGGGUUUGUACUUGUGUUCUAACGACUAGUUGGGCUUCCCAUCUAGGGGUUCCAUCUAGGCCCUAUAUUUGUGUGUGUGUGCAAGGUACAAACCAGGUGGGGCCUAUGUUGACUCCCAUGUUUAAACUCCUCCUGGUCCCAUCAGUGACACUGACUGACUCCAUGCCUUGUGGAGCCAACAUGGACAAACCCAUGGACAGAACUUUCUAAAAGGACCCAGUUGACUUGUUGACCCAGCCUGGAGUCUAGUUCUUUACUCAUGGACAAGUUGGGUGGGGGGGGUGUUUGGAGAGAUGAGGGGGGAGGGGUUUGAAGUGUCCCUUGAUGCCCUCCCUGCACCAACACUAAAAAGUAGAGAAAGAAGGAAAAGAAUGGACACAGAACAGUGAGAGAGAGAGAGAGAGAGAGAGGGGAUGGUAGGGGGCUUGUGAACCCUCAACUUUGUAUCUCUCUCUGUGUUUGUGUGUCUCUCUAUCUUGCUCUCUUUUUUUCUCUCUUUUGCUUUGUUGUUUUGGUGCUGUGUGGCAGCCGAAAAAGACACAGGCACUAUACUAUUCACACUGCAAGUACUACUACCACCACCACCAACAACAACAACAGCAUGCUCUGGAUAAUGCAUGCAUGGGUGGGUCUGGGUGGUUGGGUAGCUUGGGCACAAUAUCUGCUGCUGCUGCUGCCACACAGAACAAAGUACAGAACAAUGUAACUUAUAGGCUUAACACUGUAUACAGCCUUGCCUUGUUUAUAUGACACAUGCAUAGGGCUCUGUAUUUUGUUUUUUGGGGAUUUUUUUAAAUGAGAGAAAUGAGAAGAAAAAGAAUAUGCCUUGCCACUGCAUUGAGGUGGUCUUUGGGAUGUACACUGGGAUGACCCUCAAAAAAAAAGAACAGGAGGAGACUUGUACAAAAUGCUAGCUUUCUAGUCAGCUGCCAGCUGUGGUGAGACUGCAGUGCGAGCAGGGCAGCUGUGCUUUUGUUGCACAGUGAGAGACUUGAUGCAGCACUAAGAAGGGGGAUGGAGGGGUGGGGGAUGGGUGCAAGUGGUCAGUCAGUGUGUUCCGGGACUGUGUAUUGUGCUGUUGCAAAAGUCACCUCGAUUCAUUGUAUGCACACACAUUUACAACACACAUACAUACGUACAUACAUGCCCACACCAUGAAAUGUUAAAGUGUGGGCCCAUGCUGGUGAAUCUGCAUGCUUAAAUAGCCCAGCAUUGUCUGAAUCUCCGUUUGUUGUUUCCAUUCUUGUUGCACUGGGUGCCCGUGCAGUCUGCUACCCCACCCUAGCGCUCGGUAAACUCGUACGCAGCCCCUCUGCUCGAGCACCAACAAUGAAGUUUGUCACGAUUGCACUGAUGGGAUUAUGGGAGCUGCUUUUGUUGAUUUGGGGUGUAUAGGGCUCGGCUGGGAUUGGCUGGGUUGGGGUGUGGGCCCUUUUCUGCUUUGGCUCAGCUCUGGGUUAGCGUGACACACUACGCACACCCUCUGUUACAGAGGCGGCCUAUGAAGUUCAGCUCUGAAGCUCUGUACAUUUUCUGUUUUGUUGUUUUUAGGACUUUUAUAUGUCUUUAAGCCUGUGGUACCACUGCAUUAACUUCAGACUGACCUGGGUCAGCUCUGAGGCGUUGGCUGUCAUGUUUACAGUAACCCAGCAAUGAACAGAAAAAAUAAAAUAAAUAUUCAAUUGCAAUACAA
Molecule: messenger RNA, 2731 nt
Organism: Astyanax mexicanus (Mexican tetra)
Lineage: Eukaryota; Metazoa; Chordata; Actinopteri; Characiformes; Acestrorhamphidae
Product: rho-related GTP-binding protein RhoB
Exons: 1
Coding region: 260-850 (196 amino acids)
Biological process (GO): small GTPase-mediated signal transduction
Molecular function (GO): GTPase activity; GTP binding
Source: RefSeq, a predicted model, not a curated record